Molecule: messenger RNA, 1438 nt
Organism: Blepharisma stoltei
Lineage: Eukaryota; Ciliophora; Heterotrichea; Heterotrichida; Blepharismidae
Source: the annotation of a GenBank genome assembly
AUGCUGAUUUACCUCAGUUUUUUAUCUCUUUUUUUCUUAGUGAGUUCUUACCCAGACCCAAGAAAAGAAAAAAUCUCAGCCUGCUUAUUUCUCGUACACUUAAAAAUCAGCACCGAUAAAGAUAGGUUCGAAAAAAUUUUCGUAGAUGUCUCUCAAGACCAAAAAGAACGAGUCACUAAUAAAGUUGUAGGCGAAAUGGUGCUUAAUUGUGUCCAAGACAUAACACCUUAUGUAAUAGAUGAAAUUCAAUCAAGGUCCAAUUCAUUGACUUAUAAGCGAGAUUAUGACAAAUUGCUAUCAUACAAUAAAUAUGAUCUUUAUGGAGAGGUAAAACUCACCCCUGAGCAAAUGGAAAUCAUGAAAAUUGCGUUUGAGCAGUCACAAGAAAUGCUUAGUCCCCCCUCUAUAAGUGAACAAAACCAUUAGAAGAAUCCCUAUUUUUUGUCCAAAAACCCACCUUCAGUGAGCGAACAAAAUUUUUUUAAUAGAAAAAAUUUUUAUGAAAAAAAUUUGAUAUAUAAGUGAUAAUUAGUAUAAUGAAAUCUAUAGCAAAUUCUGUUUAAUUUUAAAAAAAUUUGCGUUUUAAAACAUAAAUUUUAUAAAUUAAAUUAAUAUUUGCUUUCCAAUUUUUGCGAAUUAGGAUUUUUUUUAAAAUUUCGAAAAAAAAUUAACUCCCCUCAAUGAGCGAACAAGAUUUUUUUUGUUCACUCACGGAGGGGGGUGAGUUAAUGAACAAUUUCCUGAAGAAGAGCUUGAAGAUAAUGAUGAAUAUAGGAAACAAAAAUUAUCAACAUGUUUGACUCUUUCUAGAUACAAAGUCCAAGAAGACGACCCUAUUAUCAAACAAAUCUUGCAAAAAAUGCCUAAAGACCUUGAAGAAAAAAUCACUAACAAAAUAAUUGGAGACAUCUUGAUGACCUGUAUGGACAAAAUGACAAAUAAAAUUUUGCUUGAAUUAUCAGAGACCUCCUCAUAUGCUGAUCUUACCCCUGAGCACAAAAAACUACUAGAAUGGGACAAAAAACAGUUCAAAAAAAAUAAGGAAAUUACUUUUACACAGAAACAUUUUACGCUAUUUGAGGAGGUAACAGAAGUUCAAAAAGAGAUGGAAAAAGAAUAUCAAGAAAAACUGGAAAAAGAAAUAGCCAAUCAAGAGAAAAUGAGAAACCUAAAGCCGCCUGAGUUGGCAAUAGAGGAAACUAAUUUUCCAAGUGAGCUAUUGAUUGUAGGAGUUGUUUUAUUGACUCUUUUAGGCUGUGGGUGCUAUUUUGUUACAAGAGAAGGACGUGUAGAGGUAAGAGGAAAAGAAGAAAAUAAAGAAGAAGACAAAGAGGAAAAUCAAGAGGAAAAUAAAGAAGAAGACAAAGAAGAAAAAAAUGAAGAAGAUAAAAAGGAAAAUAAAAAAGGCUCGAUAAAUCAAAAUAAAAAGAAAGAUUAA